AUGGCCAGUGACAAAUGGGAAUUCGCCAACAAGAAUUUCAAGCGAGGGCAGAAAGAGCUACUUUCAGCAAUCAAGCGUCAAAAGAGCCAAUCAUAUGUGCCCAUAAGACACGUUGGUGUCCAAGGGAAUUCAGCAUCGAAUCUCGGUCAUGGGAACAUAGGCUCAACCUCAACCGGAGCAAGAUUAAUGGAACGAAACACCCAUCACACUAAUUUAUCGAGCGAAAACGAGAAGCUGAAAAAGGAGAAUGAGAAUCUUAAGAGUCAAUUGAAUCUUGUGAAUAAGCGGUGCGACGAAUUGGUCACAUUUCUUCGUGACAAUGUGAAUGUUGAGGUUGAUCAGAUUAACCAUAUUAUUCAGCAAGGAACAAGCGGGUUCAGCCGUGAUGCGGUGCGUUCUGAUGAUGUUAUAGGCAUAGGAAAGAAUAAAGGUCAAGAGGGGGUGAAAUUAUUUGGAGUUUGGGUUAAGGGUGGUGGUGGAGAAGGGAAAGAUAAAGCGAAGAUUGAAAAUGGCGAUGGUAAUCGUCGCAAGAGGGGGCCAGAAGAGGCUAUUGGCAGUGAAAUCAAAAAGUUGAAUAAUUGA
Messenger RNA from Lathyrus sativus (Indian pea), 582 nucleotides. The record is from the annotation of a GenBank genome assembly. NCBI's taxonomy places the organism in Eukaryota, Viridiplantae, Streptophyta, Magnoliopsida, Fabales, Fabaceae.